This is a messenger RNA of Vitis riparia (riverbank grape), 3614 nucleotides long. Its product is annotated as probable LRR receptor-like serine/threonine-protein kinase IRK. The transcript has 2 exons. Bases 338 to 3319 code for a protein of 993 amino acids. The record is from RefSeq and is a predicted model, not a curated record. NCBI's taxonomy places the organism in Eukaryota, Viridiplantae, Streptophyta, Magnoliopsida, Vitales, Vitaceae. Gene Ontology annotation, biological process: protein phosphorylation. Gene Ontology annotation, molecular function: protein binding; protein kinase activity; ATP binding.
AGCAGCAGCACAGACACAUACCACUGCUCUCUUUAAUGCCCACUAGGGUUCCAGCCUUCUACUUAUCUUCCCUUCUCCGGCCAGCUUUGCGACUAUUUCCCCUUCAAUUUCCCUUCAAAACCUCUCUUAUUCCGCCGCCGCCGUUGUAAUCUUUCGGCAUUCUCGCCUGAUUCAGCUGUAUCGGGUGGGACACUGGCCUUCCGGCGGCGGUGUUUCUUUUUCGGCGUCCGGUUUAAAUGGUCUCUUCUUUGUGAAAUUUAAUUGUUUCUGGUAGCUGGGGUUUAUGUUUUGAGGUGUUUGUUUUGCGAUUCAAACGGUGUCAUUUUUGCUCCAUUGCAUGCGUCCAUGGCUUUCUGAGGUUGGUGUCGUAGGCUUUCAUGGAGGAGUAGCGUUUUUCAGGCUUGAGUGGAGAGGGAAAAUGGUGGUGACACUUUUUGCUGUUCUGUUUAUAGUUCCUGUUGUUUUGGGAUCUCUGGACCCGGGCUUCAACGACGACGUUUUGGGGUUGAUUGUGUUCAAGGCUGGCCUCCAAGAUCCGGAGUCGAAGCUCAUAUCUUGGAAUGAUGACGACAACGACCCCUGCAACUGGGCCGGUGUGAAAUGCGAUCGCCGGACCAACCGUGUUUCGGAGCUCCUCCUUGACAACUUCUCUCUUUCGGGUCGGAUUGGUAGAGGCCUCUUGCGGCUGCAAUUCCUUCGGAUACUGUCGUUGUCGAAGAACAACUUCACUGGGACUAUAAACCCCAGUCUCGCGCGCAUUGCAAGCCUUCGAGUUAUUGACUUGAGUGAGAACAACCUCUCUGGACCAAUACCAGACGAGUUUUUUCGACAAUGUGGAUCGCUAAUCGUUGUUUCGCUUGCUGGGAACAAGCUUUCAGGGCAGAUCCCGGAUACGUUGAGCUUAUGCAAGACACUGAGGGGAGUGAACUUCUCCUCUAAUCAGCUUUCUGGGCAAUUGCCCGAUGGAAUCUGGUCUUUGUAUGGGCUAAGAUCGCUUGAUUUAUCCAAUAAUUUUCUGGAGGGUGAGAUCCCAGAAGGAAUUGGAAGUUUGAAUAGUCUAAGAGCAAUUAAUUUGGGGAAGAACAAGUUCUCAGGCCGCAUCCCAGACAGCAUUGGAAGUUGUUUGCUUUUGAGAUUGCUUGAUUUGAGUGAAAAUUUAUUUUCCGGGGGGCUUCCAGAGUCGAUGCAGAGACUUAGAAUGUGCAAUUAUCUUAGUUUACGGGGUAAUUUGUUGACGGGAGAAGUUCCUGACUGGAUUUGGGGGAUGAGAAACCUUGGGACUCUGGAUCUUUCUGCGAAUGUGUUUUCGGGUCAGAUUCCAAAUUCAAUUGGAAACCUUUUAUUGUUGAAGGAACUAAAUUUAUCCUCUAAUGAGUUCGGUGGAAGUUUGCCAGAGUCUAUGACAAAAUGCACUAACCUUGUGGCUAUGGAUGUUAGCCACAACUUGUUGACAGGUAAUCUUCCCGCCUGGAUUUUUAGUUUGGGUUUACAAACUAUUUCACUUGCGGGGAACAAACUCAAUGGAAGUGUAGAAUACUCUCCUCUAACGUCAAUGGCUGCCUCUUAUCAAAGACUUCAGGUUUUGGAUUUAUCAUCAAAUGCCUUAUCUGGUGAAAUUUUAUCCGGGAUUGCGGCUUUUAGUAGUUUGCAGUUCUUGAAUAUGUCGAGAAACUCUCUGAUUGGUUCUAUUCCAGAAAGCAUAGGUGAAUUAAAAACUUUACAUGUCCUUGAUUUGAGCAACAAUCAGCUAAAUGGAAGCAUUCCUUUUGAAAUCAGAGGUGCAGUUUUGCUGAAGGAACUAAAGCUGGAGAAGAACUUUCUUACUGGGAAAAUUCCAACCCAGAUUGAGAAGUGCAAGUCACUGACCUCUUUGAUCUUAUCUCAGAACCACCUCACAGGUCCAAUCCCUGCAGCCAUUGCUAACCUCACCAGCAUUGAAAAUGUGGACUUGUCAUUUAACAAUCUCUCAGGAAGUUUACCAAAGGAGCUAACAAAUCUCUCCCACCUCCUAUCCUUCAAUAUCUCUCAUAACAACAUCCAGGGUGAAUUGCCAUCCGGUGGCUUCUUCAACACCAUCUCCCCAUCAUCUGUCUCUGGUAAUCCAUCCCUUUGUGGCUCUGUUGUGAACCGCUCCUGCCCUUCUGUCCAUCCCAAACCCAUUGUCCUUAAUCCUGAUUCUUCUUCCAACUCCUCUAAUGCCGGCUCUUUCCCUUCAAAUCGCCGUCACAAGAUUAUACUCAGCAUCUCUGCUCUCAUUGCCAUUGGUGCAGCCAUUUUCAUUGCAUUUGGUGUUUUAGCUAUCACUAUCCUCAACAUCCACGCCCGGUCAUCUAUGUCUCAUGCUGCUGCCAGCCCAAUAGUAUCUGGUGGGGAUGAUUUUAGUCAUUCCCCCACUAAUGAUGCUCAGUAUGGCAAGCUUGUCAUGUUCUCUGGUGAUGCUGACUUUGUUGCUGGGGCACAUGCAUUACUCAACAAGGAUUGUGAACUCGGUCGUGGUGGGUUUGGAGCUGUUUAUCGAACAAUCCUUCGAGAUGGGCGUUCAGUUGCUAUCAAGAAGUUGACUGUUUCAAGUUUGAUCAAGUCCCAAGAAGAUUUUGAGAGGGAAGUGAAAAACCUUGGAAAGAUCAGGCACCAUAAUCUAGUGGCACUCGAAGGGUAUUACUGGACUCAAUCCUUACAGCUGCUCAUUUAUGAAUACAUCUCCAGUGGGAGUUUGUAUAAACAUCUCCAUGAGGUUCCAGGCAAAAGCUGCCUUUCUUGGCGAGAGAGGUUUAACAUAGUUCUUGGGACCGCAAAAGGUUUGGCCCAUUUGCACCAGCUGAACAUAAUUCACUAUAAUCUCAAAUCCACUAAUAUUCUGAUAGACAGUGGCGGUGAACCCAAGGUGGGAGACUUUGCCUUGGCAAGGCUGUUACCAAUGUUAGACCGCUAUGUUCUAAGCAGCAAGAUUCAGAGUGCACUUGGAUACAUGGCACCUGAAUUUGCAUGUCGAACAGUGAAAAUAACUGAGAAAUGCGAUGUGUAUGGGUUUGGUGUCUUGGUUCUGGAGGUAGUGACCGGGCGGAGACCCGUGGAAUACAUGGAGGAUGAUGUGGUUGUUCUUUGUGACAUGGUGAGGGGAGCACUUGAUGAAGGUAAGGUGGAAGAAUGUGUUGACAGGAAGCUCCAGGGGGAAUUUCCAGCUGAUGAGGCUAUUCCAGUGAUAAAACUUGGGCUGAUAUGUGCAUCUCAGGUGCCAUCAAAUCGGCCAGACAUGGGAGAAGUGGUGAACAUUUUAGAACUGAUCCAAUGCCCGUCAGAAGGCCAAGCAUUAGAAUGAAUUGAAGUUUGUAGAGGUUAAGAAAAAAAAACACAAAAAAACACCAGGUAAUGGGGGUUCAUCGGGGAAUAGGAAUCCGGUUUGUUUGAUUAGCUAGAAGGAGAAUAGAUUGUGUUGGAAGUCCUUUUCUUUUCAACCUUCUGUUUGUUGUUUUGUAUUCUUGUUUGUAUUUUUUUAUUUGUCCUGGUUACAGUUAUAUUACCGGAUUCCUUUUCACCGGUACCAAUUUGGGACCCUUUGAUAUUAUCUCCACCAUAUUUGUUUCUAUAGAAAUGAAUCUUUGUGUUUUGUUUUA